Setaria italica (foxtail millet) is the source of this 1251-nucleotide messenger RNA. RefSeq names its product protein GDAP2 homolog. The coding region runs from base 55 to 843 and encodes 262 amino acids. NCBI's taxonomy places the organism in Eukaryota, Viridiplantae, Streptophyta, Magnoliopsida, Poales, Poaceae. The record is from RefSeq and is a predicted model, not a curated record. The transcript has 4 exons.
CUGUCCGUCGACGGCCGGCUUGCCGAGUCGGAGCGGCUGGCUGCCAACCAACCGAUGGCGUCGGGCUCCGGUGGCGGUGGGGGCGACUUCUCCGUCCUCGUGCUGGGCUCCGACUUCGCGACCGACGCCGGCGCCGCGCUCCUCACCCCCGCCGACCGCGAGGAGUGGCAUGACUGCCUCCCCGACCUCUCAGAUGCCGACGCCUGCUUCUCCGACCUCGAGGAGCUCCAGGUCGUGCUUGUCCAGGGCACCGACCGGGCCGGCCGAACCAUCGUCCGCGUCGUCGGCAAGUUCUUCCCGGCUCCAGUAAUUGAUGGUGAACGCCUGAAGAAGUAUGUGUUCUUCAAGCUCCGCACUGAAUUACCAGAGGGUCCAUUCUGCAUCUUGUACAUUCACAGUACUGUGCAGUCAGAUGACAAUAACCCUGGGAUGUCAAUCUUGAGGACGAUUUAUGAGGAGCUCCCACCUGAAUACAAGGAACGGCUUCAAGUUUUCUACUUCUUGCAUCCCGGACUUCGCUCCAGGCUGGCCAUUGCCACACUUGGCAGGCUAUUCUUAAGUGGAGGGUUGUAUUGGAAAAUCAAGUACAUUAGUCGUCUAGAAUAUCUCUGGGUGGAUAUAAGGAAGGGGGUGGUUGAAAUUCCAGAUUUUGUUGUUGAACACGAUAAGGUUCUUGAGCACCGACCACUGACUGAUUAUGGCAUAGAACCCGAUCCUCUACAUCUUGCUGAUGUACCUGCUGCGGGAUACUCGCUUGGAAGAUAUGAAGAUAAGUGGGCUCCUGAAGAUCGACGGUAUGCAACUGGCUUCUUCUUUCUUAUCGGGCAGGUAUGCAAAAACUAGAUGACAAGGAGAAUCUGGAGGCAGGAGCGGAUGCUCUGAAGGAUGCGGCGCUUCACUUUCAUCCUCUGGAGGCCACGCCGGAAGACAAUGGAGUGGUGCUGAUACAGUAGAUGAAGAACAGAGUCCCCCCAUUGGAAGCUACAUUCCACAAAACAAGUGGAAACCUGUUAAGCUUAGUGAUGUUGGUGUAUGUAGGCUUCCUUUUGUUCCCGGUUUCAGAUAGGUGUUGGUUUGACAAAACCUGUAGCUGUUGGUGCCCAGGUGACAGGCCCUGAGUGUUGUGAUCUCCUGGUGUCAGUUAACAUGUUGCUUUUACUUUCUGAACUUCCGGUUGGUUGAACAAAACUUUGUAAUUUCGUUACUUUCUGGAGUAAUGAAAUUCGGGCAAUGCCCUUAAUGGGAAAAAAA